AUGGCUGAGGAACAACAACAACCACCACCACAGCAGUCUGAUGCCCAUCAGCAGCCCACCCCCUGCACUCCCAGCCCGGGGGUGGCCCUGCCAGCCCUGGUGCCAGGGCUGCCGGGGACGGAGGCCCGCGCGCUGCAACACAAGAUCAAGAACUCCAUCUGUAAAACUGUACAAUCUAAAGUGGACUGCAUUUUGCAAGAAGUUGAGAAGUUUACAGACCUAGAGAAACUCUACCUCUACCUUCAGCUGCCUUCUGGUCUCAGCAAUGGAGAGAAAAGUGAUCAGAGUUCCAUGUCAUCUAGCCGUGCCCAGCAAAUGCAUGCCUUUUCCUGGAUCAGAAAUACAUUGGAGGAACAUCCUGAGACUUCACUACCUAAACAGGAAGUCUAUGAUGAAUAUAAAAGCUAUUGCGACAAUCUUGGUUACCAUCCAUUAAGUGCUGCUGACUUUGGAAAGAUCAUGAAAAACGUCUUUCCAAACAUGAAGGCACGUCGCCUGGGCACAAGAGGCAAAUCAAAAUAUUGCUACAGUGGACUAAGGAAAAAAGCUUUUGUUCAUAUGCCAACACUGCCCAACCUUGACUUUCAUAAAAGUGGAGAUGGGUUGGAAGGAGCCGAACCUUCCGGGCAACUCCAAACUGUUGAUGAGGAAGUUAUCUCUGCUGCCUGCCGCCUUGUGUGUGAGUGGGCCCAGAAAGUAUUAAGCCAACCAUUUGAUUCAGUCUUGGAAUUAGCUCGCUUCCUUGUAAAAAGUCACUACAUAGGCACCAAAUCGAUGGCAGCUCUAACUGUAAUGGCAGCAGCACCAGCAGGAAUUAAAGGAAUCACCCAGCCCUCUGCUUUUAUACCCACUGCUGAAAGCAAUUCCUUUCAGCCUCAAGUGAAGACCCUGCCCUCUCCUGUUGAUGCUAAGCAGCAGUUACAACGGAAAAUCCAAAAGAAACAACAAGAACAGAAGCUACAAUCUCCCUUGCCAGGAGAAUCUCCAGGAAAGAAACCAGAAGGAGCUACAACCAAUGGAGUAACUAGUAUUUCUAAUGGAAAUCCUCCAAUCCUUUCUCCACAGCCAAUUGGUAUUGUGGUGGCAGCUGUUCCCAGUCCUAUUCCGGUACCAAGAACCACCAGGCAGUUGGUGACUUCCCCAAGUCCAAUGGGUUCUUCAGAUGGCAAGGUCCUUCCUCUCAAUGUACAGGUGGUCACCCAGCACAUGCAGUCUGUGAAACAGGCACCAAAGACUCCUCAGAAUGUUCCAGCCAGUCCAGGCGGUGAUCGUUCUGCUAGACACCGGUACCCUCAGAUCUUACCCAAGCCAGCCAACACCAGUGCGCUCACCAUACGCUCUCCAACUACUGUCCUCUUUACAAGCAGCCCCAUCAAAACUGUUGUACCAGCUCCACAUAUGAGUUCUCUAAAUGUGGUAAAAAUGACAGCAAUAUCACUCACCCCCAGCAACAGUAGUGCCCCUCUUAAACAUUCUCCCUCUGUGAAUAGUGCAACUGGAACAAUAGAAGAAUCAAGGGCUGUUUCCCAUAUCAAAAAUGGUUCUGUCGUUUCAAUUCAGUCUCCUGGAUCCAAGACAAAUAGUUCUAUGGGAACUUCCUCUGUGGAAGUAAAAAUGGAACCAGAUAACUUAUUAGAUGAAAAUUCUGUACAGUGCCAAGAGAACUCUGAUGUAUCUAAAGCUGCUAAAGUGACCCCUCGUGGACCUUUGGGGCAGAGAAGUAAUUCAGAGGGUACAGGAUUGAAACCCUCAAGUGAAGGUGUAACUGAAACAAAAACAACUAAGCCCUGUGACCAGAGGACCAAAUGUAAAAAUCGUUACAAUGAAAUGCCACCAGUCACUUCAGGCAAUAAUCACAGUACUGUCACUCUCUCAGUUGGCACUCAGAACUUACCCUUCACCAGCACCAAUUCACCACCUAAUGGUGACUCCGCUAAUAAAGACACAAAGUUAGGCACUAAAAGUCCGAGAAAGCGACUGUCUACAUUGCAAGAGUCGCAGGUGCCUCCUGUAAAGAAACCCCUUGUGGAACAGCUCUCUGCAGGUAACAUUGAAGCUCAGAAAGGAGGCAGCAGUGCUAAAAAAGACCAGAAAGUUCUCCCUGCAACAAAAGCAGAGAGCUUAGCAAUAGGUGCUCAGGUUCCUGGCAAGGCAAUGAUAAAUGUAAAUUCACAUGUUGUAGCAAACCAGUCCUUAAGUUCUAAUGUUGUAAAUGCCAGUGAUUCGCCUUUAGAACAGCCAAUGACAUCAUCAUCUCCAGAUAUUAAAGUGAAAUUAGAAGGAAAUUUGUUUCUCUUAGAAAAUGACUCAAAAGCAGAUAGCAGCUUUAAUUCCAGUGACUGGCAGCAGCAGAUCACUCAGGAUUCUGAUUUUUCAUCUGCCAACUGUGAACCACAUCAAGGGGUCAGUGUUAUGAAUAUUACUGGUCACUCUGACAUUAAUGACUUGGAGAAGUCCGUUUGGGAGCCAUUGCACUUAGACGGAAUGCAGCUACACAACCAGAUACAAGAAUCUUCUCUGAGUCAAAUGCAAGCACAGUCUUCGAAUCAGUUACCUCUGCAGUCUGACCUGAAGGAAUUUGAGCCUACUGUUUCUCAGACAAAUGAAAACUAUUUUCCAUUUGAUGACGAACUUACACAGGAUAGUAUUGUGGAAGAGCUAGUGCUCAUGGAACAACAAAUGUCAAUGAACAAUUCACAUUCUUAUGGUAGCUGUUUAGGAAUGACACUUCAGAGUCAAGCAGUAACUGCAGGAACUCCAUUGUCAUCUCACCCCAACAGUACACACUUCUACCAUUCAAUCCAUAGCAAUGGCACUCCAAUUCAUACACCUACACCAACUCCAACCCCCACCCCAACACCAACUCCAACACCAACUCCAACCUCGGAGAUGAUCACCGGUUCUCAGAGUUUGUCAAGAGAGAGCCCCUGCUCUAGAUUAGCCCAGACGACACCAGUUGAUAGCGCUUUAGGGAGUAGCAGACAUACACCAAUCGGUACUCCUCACUCUAACUGCAGUAGCAGUGUCCCUCCUAGUCCUGUUGAAUGCAGGAAUCCGUUUGCAUUUACCCCAAUAAGCUCCAGCAUGGCAUACCAUGAUGCAAGCAUUGUCUCAAGUAGCCCUGUGAAACCAAUGCAAAGACCUAUGGCUACUCACCCUGACAAAACCAAACUUGAAUGGAUGAACAAUGGGUAUAGCGGGGUCAGUAGUUCAACAGUUUCAAGCCACGGCAUUCUCCCAAGCUAUCAGGAACUAGUGGAAGAUCGUUUCAGGAAACCUCAUGCUUUUGCUGUGCCUGGCCAGUCAUAUCAGUCUCAGUCCAGGCAUCAUGAUACUCAUUUUGGUAGAUUGACUCCUGUCUCACCCGUGCAACAUCAAGUUACCACUGUAAAUAAUACCAACAAGCAAGAAGGCUUUGCAGUUCCUGCUCCUCUUGAUAACAAAGGGAAUAAUUCUUCCCUCAACAGCAGCUUACGAUGCCGGAGUGUGAGUCCUGCAGUACAUCGCCAACGUAAUCUUAGUGGAAGCACCCUCUAUCCGGUUUCUAAUAUACCACGAUCUAAUUUGACCCCCUUUGGAAGCCCAGUAACUCCAGAAGUCCAUAAUGUUUUUACAAAUGUACACACAGACACCAGUGCCAACAAUAUAGCUCAAAGAAGUCAGUCAGUCCCAUUGACUGUUAUGAUGCAGACAGCCUUCCCCACUCUUCAGAAACAAGCAAACAGUAAAAAAAUAACCAAUGUUUUGUUGAGUAAACUCGAUUCUGACAAUGAUGAUGCAGUAAGAGGUUUGGGAAUAAACAACCUGCCCUCCAAUUACACAGCAAGAAUGAAUCUCACUCAGAUACUAGAAACUUCCACUGCUUUUCCUAGUGCCAAUCCACAGAAUAUGAUCAAUUCCAGCACUUCAGUUUAUGAAUUCCAAACACCAACUUACCUCACAAAAAACAACAGCACGGAUCAGAUUAAUUUUUCUCCUGGAGAUAACCAAGCACAAUCAGAAAUUGGAGAGCAGCAAUUAGAUUUCAGUAGCACUGUUAAAGACCUGUUGGGUGGGGACAACCUGCAAGCCAACCAGCAGCUGGUGGGUCAGGUAGCAUCAGAUCUCAGUAAUGUGGCAUCUGAUUUCUCUAGCGAUAUCAGGUUGUCUUCUGAACUCUCAGGCAGCAUCAAUGAUUUGAACACUUUAGACACAAAUCUACUGUUUGAUCCAGGUCGCCAGCAGGGACAAGAUGAUGAUGCUACACUGGAGGAAUUAAAGAAUGACCCAUUAUUUCAGCAAAUCUGCAAUGAAUCCAUGAACCCUAUAACUUCAUCAGGUUUUGAGUGGAUGGAAAGCAAGGACCAUCCCACUGUUGAAAUGUUGGGUUAAAUUGUGUUUUAUAUAAUAUGUAGCACACUGUAUCUAAUGACAGAUGUAUUGUAUUUGUCUUAAUGGAAGUGCC
Gracilinanus agilis (Agile Gracile Mouse Opossum) is the source of this 4444-nucleotide messenger RNA. It is a transcript of the gene RFX7, whose product is annotated as regulatory factor X7. The record is from RefSeq and is a predicted model, not a curated record. Gene Ontology annotation, biological process: regulation of transcription by RNA polymerase II. Gene Ontology annotation, molecular function: RNA polymerase II cis-regulatory region sequence-specific DNA binding; DNA-binding transcription factor activity, RNA polymerase II-specific. The coding region runs from base 1 to 4371 and encodes 1456 amino acids. NCBI's taxonomy places the organism in Eukaryota, Metazoa, Chordata, Mammalia, Didelphimorphia, Didelphidae. The transcript has 9 exons.